AUGGCUCCUCUACCUCCUGUCCACAAGCGGCUCAUCGUCUGUUGCGAUGGGACGUGGAUGAAUAGCGACAACGGCUAUGAAGAGCCGACUCUGGAGCACCCUCAGGGGAUGCUGCAAGUGCCGUCGAAUGUAACUCGAAUUAGCCGAUGCUUCAGGAGGCGAUGCAACGAUGGCACGCUGCAAGUCAUGUUUUAUGAAUCCGGAGUAGGGACUGGUAGUAAUGCCAUUGACACCCUCACUGGCGGUGCAUUUGGCCUGGGUCUCUCUGAACGAGUCCGCGAAGCGUACUCAUACUUGUGCGCCAACCAUAUGGAUGGUGACGAAAUAUUUCUUGUCGGGUUUUCUCGAGGGGCCUUUACAGCUCGAUCAGUUGCGGGCAUGGUCGGUAACCUAGGCCUUCUCACCAGAGAGGGCUUGGAGUACUUUUAUCCCAUCUUCAAGGACAUGGAGAACUGGAACAAUGACAAAUAUGAUGAUGAAUUUCCAGGACAGCCAUUUCCCAACAAGCCUAAAGGACCAAAUGCAGCUGAAGUAUACCGAAAAAGGCUUGAGGAGUUGGGAUAUACUCGCGUGUACCAGGAGAAUGGCGAGUUGAUCAAGAUCAAGGCCGUCUGCGUUUGGGACACUGUUGGUAGCCUGGGUAUCCCCAAGGUUUCUUGCACAUACAAAUGGCAUGACACAUCGUUGUCGGAUCGCAUAGAACAUGCCUUCCAGGCACUUGCUCUGGAUGAAACCCGCGCUCCAUUUUCCCCUGCUGUCUGGGAGCGUCUGCCAGAGAAUAGGUUGACCACCGAUCUUAGACAAGUCUGGUUCCCAGGAAACCAUGCAAACUGUGGUGGUGGUUGGCCAGACCAAGAAGCCGCCGACGCUUCACUUGCUUGGAUGAUGGACCAGAUGGCAUCUGUAGGAGUCGAGUUCGACCUGUCAUGCCUUGAGAGAGUCGCACAGAAGACCAUCGGCUACUACAAAAACCUGCCAACUACGAAGAAGAAGAGUUUAAAAUGGGCAGUUGACCCAAUCUAUUCAAGCAACCAACCGGUGCGGCCCUGGGCACUUGGCGCCAUCAACAAGGCCGGCAGCUUCAUAUACAAGCUCUCAGGAUUCGAAGAUAGGACGCCGGGGUUGUAUAAGCGAACCGAUCCAAAGACGGACCGUGACACCAACAUUUUCUUGCAAGACACCAACGAGCGCAUUCAUAGCUCUGCCAGAGUCAGACUUGCUUGCAAGGGCCUUGGUUUGGACGAUAAAUCCGUUUGGACCUGCCCAUCACUCUCCAAUUGGCAGUUGAAGCAUACGAAUGAAACAUUUGAAGACCCGAUUCCUCAUAACCCAAGCUGGUGGCAAGGCCCACCCGACGCAUCUGGAGUCGAUAAGCAGCAGAACGGAAGAUGGAUCUGGGAGUAUACAGGACCAGCAGGCUCUGCACCCACGGAUCCCAAGCAGAGGAUCAUGGUGGAGGAGCCGUUGGGGCCAUAUGAACGAUAUCUCCUUCAACUAUUAGAGGGGAACCCAAACGUUUACCUGUUUGCGGAGACUCAAGAUAUCGUUUGGCAGGGGAAGAAGAUUCCAGCUCUGAGGACUGGAAAGGACUGAGCCUGUCGAAGAGUUGCAAUUUGGAGGUUGGCGAUUUAAUGUGGAGGUAACAAGGUUUGUUAAUAUUGUAGCGUAUUUCAUCAAUAGGUACCUAGGGUAUUGGGAUAUUAUAUGGGAUUGGAUUUAGGAAAAGGAGCAUUUUAUAGAUGUGAAUGAAUCUACCCACCAGGUAUAAAUUG
Trichoderma virens Gv29-8 is the source of this 1772-nucleotide messenger RNA. RefSeq lists its product as uncharacterized. Bases 1 to 1593 code for a protein of 530 amino acids. Lineage: Eukaryota; Fungi; Ascomycota; Sordariomycetes; Hypocreales; Hypocreaceae. The record is from RefSeq and is a predicted model, not a curated record. The transcript has 4 exons.